This is a messenger RNA of Ustilago hordei, 252 nucleotides long. RefSeq lists its product as uncharacterized. The record is from RefSeq and is a predicted model, not a curated record. Lineage: Eukaryota; Fungi; Basidiomycota; Ustilaginomycetes; Ustilaginales; Ustilaginaceae. The transcript has 4 exons. The coding region runs from base 1 to 252 and encodes 83 amino acids.
AUGAGCAGAAACGAUAGCAAGAAGGAAGAGCUGCAGCAUCAGCUCCAGACACUAAACGUGCUCGAGGCCGAGCUCAAGUCGCUCAAGCCAGAUGCCAAGGUCUACAACGCGAUCCCUACCUCGCUCAAAGCGCCUUUGAUCUCUCAUGCUCACGGUCAGAAGGCACUCUUUCCCAACCUGGACGCAAAUUCGGCGCUCAAAGAUGUACAGAAACGAAAGGUGCUAUUAGCCAACCUACAGCAAUUUGAAUGA